AUUUACUAAUUUGAUAAAUUGUUCCAAACUUUUCAAAGUUCUCGUUUACUUAAUUUAAUAAUUGUCGAAUCGGAAAUGAAUUUUAUUUUGAAUUUGAAACGAAAAAGUAUAAUUUUCUUUUGUUUAUUUGUUGAAUUAGGAAAUUAUUUUUGAAAAAUCGCGAUCUAUUGAAGAGGAUUUUUUGCAGAUUACUGUCGCGAAAGAAUAAAUAACUCGUGCCGAGUCGCAAAAGGGGUCCAAUGAGAGGGAUAUCGAGCGACGCUUGGCGCCGACGCCGGGCGUCGUUGGAUAAAAUUCUACAGUAGAAAUUCCUCGACUUCGACCAGUUCGCCGCCGGUGCUCGUCGUGUCUGCUUUGUCCCUCAAAUUACCUCCUUCUUCUCGAAAAAAAGACUCUAAUAAUUAAAUUAAAUUUAAAAAAUUGUUUAAACAAUUUUAAUUGAAUUGAAAUUGUUGAGAAAGUGAAAAAAAAAAAAAAAAGAAAGAAAGCGCGGCGAGUUUUUAAAUCACGGAAUUUUGUUUUUUCUUUAAAUUCUUUGUUGGAGUUGCGAGGGUUUUUCGAAGGUGGAAUUCGUAAUUUUUGAAGGAGAAUUGAGGCAAGAGAAAUCUAAAAAGAAGAGGGACUGAGAAGUGUAAAAAGGAAGUGAUUUUUUUUGAAAAGUCGGCAAAGUGUCAUGAGAGGCGGUUUCACAAGCCGCCCUUCUUUUUGGUCCCUCCAAGAGUCAUGCAUGUCGCGCCCUUCAAACGAGCUACCUUGGGACAUGAUCCACAGUCGAUCAACGGGCCUCCUCAGUCCCAACCGCAAAAUUCACAACAGCAACCACAGCAGGAAUCAGGAAAUAACAAUAACGGCACGUGGGAUUUGCGAGGAGGAGGAGGAGGAGGAGGAGGAGGAGGGGUUGAUCCGGUGGGAAACAGUAACGGCGCCAACGACUGGGAGAAUCGGUCGCCGUUGCACAAAGAGAAGGGCAUGUCUGGAGGUGUGGGGGAUGACGAAGACGGGGGUGGAGGGAGCGGAAGGUUGGAGGGGACGGACCCAGAGGAGAACAACCCUGUUCACCUCAAGAGACGGGUGGGACUCGUCAGUGGGGUGGCUCUAAUCGUCGGAACGAUGAUCGGAUCAGGAAUAUUCGUCUCGCCGUCUGGCCUCCUGACAAGAACCGGAAGCAUUGGUGUCAGCUUCCUGGUCUGGACGGCCUGCGGCAUUCUCAGUCUCUGUGGGGCCCUCGCCUAUGCCGAACUGGAGAAAGAAAAAAAUUACCACAGCAACUGCCUCGCUGUCAACCAUUUCCGCAGGCGACAUCGCUGCCAGAUAAGAGAUGUUAAUCAGCGCAUAGCAGAGGGUCACCAAAGGAAUUCCAAUCAUGAUCGACCUUGCCCACAAUCCUGUAUAAAAAGCAGUCGCCAAUUUUCCAAUAUUCAGACCUUCAUCAUCGUUCCCCAGAUCAUUUCUGAAUUUGAAUGGAUCCCUCAGAUGUUGCGUGUUACCCAGGAUCAACUUGUAAGACCCUCCAACGAUGACGACGAGGAUCGCUAUCAAUUUUGCUGCCGAGUGCGACAAGUUUUACAACUUCCUGCGGAGGAUCACAUUCAGCAACGAAAGCCUCGACGGCAUAUUGGGCAAAUGAGAGGCAAAUUAUCGCCAUUUGCGAGGGUUUUAGGACCAGUGUUGACACCCAGGAGAAGAGAAACGCCGACAUUUGGAAACCGUAUUCUGGGAGUGAUGGCCUGGUUGAUGCCUCUAUCAGUGGCUGUAAGCACUUUUGGAUCAGCGAAUGGAACUUUGUUUGCUGCUGGUCGACUUUGUUUCGCAGCUUCCAGGGAAGGACAUUUGCUCGACUGUUUGAGCUACGUCCAUGUUCGUCGCUUCACACCUGCUCCGGGUCUUAUUUUUCAUUCACUCGUUGCAGGUGCGAUGGUAUUGUCUGGAAACAUCGACUCCCUGAUCGAUUUCUUCUCCUUCACAGCCUGGAUAUUUUACGGAGGAGCAAUGCUCGCAUUGCUAGUGAUGCGAAAAACGCGGCCAAAUCACCCUAGACCCUACAAAUGCCCUCUGAUAAUCCCUGUACUCGUUCUUGCGAUUUCGGCCUAUUUGAUCGUAGCUCCGAUAAUUGAAAAGCCUCAAAUCGAGUACCUCUACGCAACUGGAUUCAUCGGAGCUGGAAUAUUCUUCUACCUCCCCUUCGUCAAAUAUGGAUAUGUUCCCAAAUUCAUGGGUAAGUUAACUCUAAACUUGAAGCAGUGA
Messenger RNA from Belonocnema kinseyi, 2244 nucleotides. Its product is annotated as cystine/glutamate transporter-like. Gene Ontology annotation, biological process: amino acid transmembrane transport. The transcript has 8 exons. Lineage: Eukaryota; Metazoa; Arthropoda; Insecta; Hymenoptera; Cynipidae. The coding region runs from base 724 to 2244 and encodes 506 amino acids. The record is from RefSeq and is a predicted model, not a curated record. Gene Ontology annotation, molecular function: L-amino acid transmembrane transporter activity. Gene Ontology annotation, cellular component: membrane.